Messenger RNA from Sorex araneus (European shrew), 1449 nucleotides. RefSeq names its product ectonucleotide pyrophosphatase/phosphodiesterase family member 7-like. NCBI's taxonomy places the organism in Eukaryota, Metazoa, Chordata, Mammalia, Eulipotyphla, Soricidae. The transcript is spliced from 6 exons. The record is from RefSeq and is a predicted model, not a curated record. The coding region runs from base 1 to 1449 and encodes 482 amino acids.
AUGGCGGGGAGCGCGGCCCUGCUGCUGCUGCUGCUGCCCCUGCUCCACGGCCACCCCGUGCCCCGCGCCAGGGCCUUCAACAAGCUGCUGCUCAUCUCCUUCGACGGCUUCCGCUGGGACUACGACCAGGACGUGGACACCCCCUACCUGGACCAGCUGGCGCUGGACGGCGUGAAGGCCAAGUUCCUCACGCCGCCCUUCGUCACCAUGACCUCCCCGUCCCACUUCACCACCAUCUCGGGCCGCUGGAUCGAGGACCAUGGAGUCAUCCACAACAUGAUGUUUAACACGGAGACGGGCGUGAAGCACAACUUCCAGACCACGCAGAGAAAGAACGAGUGGUGGGACAACGGGCUCCUGCCCCUCUGGAUCACGGCCCAGAGACAGGGGAGGAAAUCCGCCUCGUUCCACUACCCCGGCGGGGCCUCGACGUACCAGGGCGAGGGGGUGUACCGGGCCGUGCUGGAGCCCUACUUCCACCCCAACAGCAACGAGACCGAGUGGCGGGAGAACAUCGACAUCGUCCUGGACUGGUUCACCCGAGAAGACUUCGACUUUGUGACCCUGUACUACGGCGAGCCGGACAACGUGGGCCACAGCUUCGGGCCCGAGACGGAACAGCGGAGGAACAUCACCCGGCAGAUCGACAGGACCAUCGGGUACCUGCGGGAAGCCAUCCAGAGACACAACCUGACCCACAGGCUCAACGUCAUCAUCACCUCGGACCACGGCAUGACCACCAUCAAGCAGAAGCCCAACAUCACCGAGAUCCUCCUGUCCAGAUACAUCAACUUCAGAGACCUGGUCAAGUUCCACAUCGUGGACUACGGCGGCUUCGGGAUGCUCCUGCCCAAGCCGGGGAAGGAGGAGGCCGUGUACCAGGCGCUCAAGAACGCACACCCCAACCUCCACGUCUACCGGAAGGACGAGUUUCCCGAACACUUCCAUUACGCCAAACACGAGCGGGUCCUGCCCAUCCUGCUGUACGCCGACCUCGGGUACCACAUCAGCGCGCAACUUGUCAUUCAUUUCAACAAAGGCGAUCACGGCUUUGAUAACAACUACAUGGACAUGAAGACCAUCUUUAGAGCCUUCGGGCCGGAUUUCAAGAAGAAUCACCUGGCGGAGGGUUUUGACAGCAUCCACAUCUACCCGCUCAUGUGCAAGCUCCUGGGGGUCACUCCCGAGCCCCACAACGGCUCCCUGGCCAUCACCCAGGGGAUGCUCGCGGACUCCUUCAUCCAGCAGCCAGGCGAGGGAGACAAGGAAGAGACGGGGACGCUGACAGGAUCUCUUCUCAAGAACGUCGCCAUCGGCCUCGGGACCGUGACGGGCGCGCUCGUGGUUGUGUUUGUUACCGUGGUGGCAUGCACAGCCGCUCAGCGGAAAAAGCAGCGCCGCACGGCUCCGAAAGAAGAACUCGAACCCCAGAGAACAAGCCAGUUCUGA